AUUGAUCGCGAAAUAACGUUUUUCUCAACAAAAAAAAUCGUAUGAUAUGUUCAAAUUGUGAAACUGUAUUGAAAAGAAAAUUGUAGUUAUUUGCAUUUGAUUUGGAGCCGGUCUUCGUUCACUCACAACCCGGUGCUUACGUAAAUUUGAAAAGUUUUAUUCUUUCGUGAGAAGAUAGACGCGUCGUUAAUAAAGUGAAACUUAUAUUCUACCUUAAACACCAUCUUUUUUCGAAAUUUCAUAAUCAUCUUUAAAAAGUCAAGAUGUCAGCGCCGUACUGUGGAGAGACAUUGGUAAAAAUCGGUGAAUAUUACAGAGAUAACAUACUUGGAUACGUCAGCAUACCAAUCUGCUGUGUAGGCAUGAUUACCAACCUAAUCAACAUCGUGGUAUUUGCAAGGAAACCCAUGACUUCUCCGCCGAACUUGAUAUUCGCUCAUUUGGCCUUUGUAGAUUUGUUGGUGCUACUGGCUCGUGUGCCAUUCAUAUGGACGUGGUACAUUCAAGAUUAUAGAGUCAUUGGACGAAGUUACGUAUGGACACUUUUUCAACGAUAUAACGAUGAAGUCAUAGUUACGUUUCAGUUCGUAUCAAUAUUUCUGACAGUAAUGUUGGCCGUAUGGAGAUACAUAGCGAUAGUGCAUCCAUUGAAGGAACGCCAUUGGUGUAAUACGAAAAGAACACGGAACGUGGUGAUUGCUGGUUACAUAUUGUGCUUUGUUUUGUUCACUGUACCAUCUUACAUGUCGCGUGAAAUAAAAACCGUAAUUUAUCAAGACGCACCCUACCAUUAUAUAGACAUCAACGAACGAAGUCCGAUUCAGGAUUCAAUAGUACUGUUCAUCAAUGGAAUAGUGAUCAGACUAGUACCGUCAAUCAUGCUCACAGUGUUAACUUUACGACUCGUUUGUACCUUAUUGAGCAGAAAACCCCAUCGAGAGCAACUGACUUCAUCCGCGAGCGUUCGAAGUGACAUGAAAAAUGUCAAAAUGAGACAACAAACCAAUAAGUCAACCACGAUAUUGUUGAUAGUCGUGGCAUUAUUCAUCUUGGCAGAAUUUCCAAAAGGAAUGCUAAGUUUAAUGCGAUCAGUUUACGAAUAUGAAUCGCCCCAAUGUUUCAGUCUAACUGAGAUAUUCUAUACAGUGAGUGAUAUCAAUUCGACCAUCACGCUUUUGGUAUACUACUCAUUGAGUCAACAAUUCAGGACAACAUUCAAAUCCUUAUUUCACCGAAAGCAUACUCCGGUAACUUUGGGUGAUGUUGAAGAUGAUGAGACGGCUACGAAAACUGAUGAAGUUUAAUGAAAGGCGAUUUUUCGAUGUCUAUGCAGUGGCGUAGACAAUGGGGGGCGAAGGGGGCCAUGCCCCCCCCCCCUUGAGAGCGAAAAUUUGAAAGAAAACAUGCAAAAAUGGACGUUUUUUCGUUGUUUGGACCCAUUUUUUCCAAAAAUUUUCGCUCUCGCUUCGCUCAAGCAGUAAUUUUGCCUUCAUUUUCAUGAAAUCACCACACAUUACAAUAGAUUUCCGGAAAAUUACCUCUCAUUUCGAUUUUUCAUGCCUAAAAAUCUGGUUUUGCCUCCUCCUUGAGAAAAUCCUGGCUACGCCACUGUGUCUAUGUGUAUGUACAUACAACUACAACCUAAUGUUUGAUUAUUUAUGUAUUAAUGUAAACUUAGACUGUCAUUAUUUUAUUCAUUAUUCAAGUUUAUUCAAUUUCUGAAAUUGGAAAAAUUCAUAGGUAGGUAUAAAAUUUUCCUAAAUAAGUAAGUUGCAUUUUUUUUGCAUUCAUUUUUAGGUAUGUUCUCACGUAUUUGUGAAAAAAAAUUAGUGCUUUAUUUUACUAAUAGAUAAGAAACUGUGCUAUAGACGAGCCUAAAUAGAAAUAGUUAGGCAAAACUUAGUACAUAAAUUCAAUGAGCCCAUUUCAAGGUUAAAAUCUAUGGUGGGAAACUCGAGUGAUUAUGACAAUAGGUAAUACCCACUUAUUCCUUAGUAUGUUUUUUUCACUCGAUUAAGAACGUGCGUUCGUAUUUUUUCUGUAAUUUUUUAUCUUUAAAUUUACCAGUCAUUACAUGGCUGAAUUCGAGUAUUUUGUUUAAAAUUGAACUUAUUAAAAUGAUAUAAUUUCUCCGGUAACGCGAGUGUUAUUUUGUGUUGCUAUGAAUUUAUUUCACUAAUUAAUUGGACAUCAAUUCUAAUGGAGUAAGUUUCCUGGUCGAGUUACCGGCAGGGCUGAGGGAAAUCCUCUAGCCAAAAUGUUGGUCAGCAUUUAGGUUCUUAUUUCAAAGUAUAGGGCUACGAUAUAAUCUAUGAAUAGAUUCAGUCCAACUACGAUUGAUAUGGUCAAGGUAAUGAUUAGGUUAAUGGUAAAGUAGUUAGAAUUCAUCUGAAUAAUCUAGGUAAGGAUUUAAUACAGUGAUUCAAUCUGAAUAAUCUAGGUAUAGAUUUAGUAGAUUUCCAACUAUUUCGACUUGCUUGCAAUGUCUAGAAAUGUAUGUAAAUUCAAUUUACUUUUCGAGUUUAUUUUUACACUGGGAUACGUUCCAACUAAGAUUGUGUAUGAUGUAGGUUCUACCUACCUUGUAAAUAAAAUCCCUUUCUUUCGAUUGAGUAUUGGUUGAAACAGAUCUUCGUGUAUUUGAAUUAAAAUAGAGCAUUUUUGUAUUAUGUGGUUAGGUAGGUUUGUCGUAUCCUAAUCCAAACCCAUCCCAAUAUUUCCUAAUCAUAAAAUUUCCUAAUACCUAUCUUCUCAUUAUUUGUUCCUAGUUCUAAAAUUCUCUCUUAUUCCUAAUUCCUACACCACAUAAUAUAAAAAUUGGCGCCCAACGUGGGGCUAGGGCUUAAUGAGUUUAGGUAUUAAUUAUUCAAAAUUCAUCUUCAGAAAAUUUCGUGUCAAAAUUCCACUUUACACAUGUGUUUCAUGUUGGACACGAAGAUUUCUUUCAACCAAUAAAAUAUGGCCGUUAGAAUAGUAACUCGAGCGCGUUAUCUAUUGUGCUAUGCUUUCGCCUGAUGAGAAGUACGGUCCGCCUGUGAGUAGGUAUCGAAUAGGUAGUAGGUACCUACUUCACUUAGGGAACAGUUUGUUAGAAAGCAUAUUUUAAAUACACGAAGAAACCAGCUUCGAAUUGUACUAGUCGUUCUGGUAUAGUACAUGUAAUGAAAUGUACCACCAUCAACGAGAUAACGACAUCGAGUAAUUGCAUCAAGACCUCCGAGUACCAAAAAAAUGAUCGAGUAUUUUUAACGUAUAAUAAAACAUGUUGCAACUAGUUUUACGAAUGGUACUAUGUAAAGCUUCGGCUAGGAUAGGUUUUUGAUAAAGGCCGCUAAAUUUCCUUCUCCCUUACCCCCAUAUGUCUGGAUAUCCACAUAUUCAGCUUAUGCCUUUAGAAUUAAGAUGCGUGUUUUUCUAAGAAAAUUAAUAAAAAAUACAAAAAGAUAUGUGUUUGUGUUAGUGUAGAAGAAUCGGCAUCGGGCUGAACAAAAUUUCUAGGAAACGUUCGUCGUAGUUUCUAGCUAUUGUAUUAUUUUUUGUAGAUCGCCAUUUUGUUAUUCUCUUAUCUUUCUAGUCGAGUCUUCGAUCGCAAUCUGAAACGCAUUCGGUUUGAGUAUUAUCUUUUCCUUCGUACUGUAAACAUCUCUCGAGUAGUUUGCGUUUUGCGUAUGGUUUUUUAGUGCGGUAUUUUACUUUUUGCUAAAAUUGAUUCGAUUAUUGCGAUCGUAUUUUUAUUCGAGUUUUCUAUUUAAUGAUUUAAUAAACUUUCGUAUGUGAAGUGAAGUUCGAAAGAUUCGUGAGCUUGUCGUAUUUCGAGUAUUUUGAUGUUCCAGCCGAAUACGUAGCUGUUUAGUAUAUUGGAAUAUUAUCUCGUUUGUUUAUUUUCGAUUAUGGCUUCUUUUGAGGUAAAAUUAGAUCUAGUUAUUUUGUUUACCAUUAUUUUGAUUCUUCUUAUAUGUAUUGUGUUUCGUUUUGAAAAUAUUUGAUAUGCCAAAAUUGGUUGUAAUUAAGCAACCUGGCGCCUGCGUGGGUAUGUACUCUUCUUUGGUUUUCUCAUGCAUAAUCAAGUGUUUUCAAACGAUUUAGUGUUAGUUGUGUUACUUGUGAGAUCAUUACCUUGGUCUGUAGGGAAUCUAGGGAUCCUUAGUUAGGGAUUUUUUAGAUAGUUAGGGACCAUAAUGCUGACUCAACAUUGCCAUAUGGUAACUCGAGUGUUUAAUAAUCAAGCUUAUUCAACAGUGAAUAAUUCAAACGAACCUGAUAUUGAACUCAACGAGUCAUCUGCGAGUGCUCAUUUUCACGAUCCAGCUGUUAUCAGUUUUAUCGAUAGCAGUAAUAUUGCACUCGAAAUCUCUCUCGACGAUUUGAACGAAUUCGAAAAUCCUGAUCAAGAAGCUGACGAUUCGAUUGACAACGAGUUAAGCGGUAUUCGAGAUCGAUUGAACGAGACAUCAAGACAAUUCGACAAUUUCGAUUCUGAUUCAUCUUCUUCACUCGAGUUAGAUCCAGAAGAGAAAAAAGAGCGUCGACGAGCGAAAUUAUUUCGACCAACUCCUCUAUAUUAUUUACGAUCACCUCGAUUUCCAGAAGGUUUCUUUAAGGAAUCCCGUUUUCGUGAUAAAGUUCCUAAGACAUUCGACUUCAACUGACGUCACCGCUGCCACUUUGAGUUCAACGUUUGCUCCAUCAGCAACGGCAACUCAAUCAAUCGACGAGUCGAUGCAGGUCGAUAAUGUUACCGACAAUAAUGCCGAAGAAUCGGUACAAACAGCUCCAUUAGCUGAUAAAAAUGAACCAGCUGCUCAAGCCGCCGCUGCUGCUGUUCCCGUCGCUGCUGUGGUUCCCGUCGUUCUUCCACCACCACAACCAGCAUAUGUCACGGCCAAGUUUCCUCGACUGAAUUACGCGGAAAUCGAUGGAAUUCAAAUUUUCACACAAGAGUUGAUAGGCGACGAUGAGAUUCCUGAAUGCAACCUCCGACCAUACGUUCCGCAACAAUGGCCUGAUAGUUAUCAGCCAUAUGAAUUCGAGUGGGAUCCUUCGGACCGAGUUUUCGAACAUCUAGCGAUUGACCUAUGGGAAGCACUGAUACGAGGAACAUAUGUUCAUUUUAAGAUCGUGACUCCGAGAUUUGAAUAUUACGAGAAACGGCAGUCUUUUGAGUGGCCAAGAAUCGAAAUCGAGGCCACUACUUGGCGUAAUCAUCUGAAUUUGGUCCGUUCGACUUAUCGAGAUGAGGUUUACCCACGUGAGCAUGUUUUCCGUCCCAGAUGGUCAUACCAGAAUCAGACCAACAUGAAACACCUCGUCACUGUUCUGGGGAAAAUAGCCAACGAUUAUGUCGAAAUAAUCAUCGAUCCUACGCUGCAGGUAUCGUUGAUUAAUACUGCCGCACUCGAGUUUUUCGACAAGAAUGUCUCUUUCGAGUUUGAAGUCCUUCACCAUCCUAAGGUUAUUUACGUACCUUGGAAGGAUGAUUUCCGGUUAGUAGUACGACGAAAGGUCAAUGUACCACUAAGAUUGACUCCCGGUAUUGAACGUAACAAGAACGAUGUUCAUUGGUUCCCGUGUUAUGUCGCUAAUUUCAAGACUACGAAGAAAGUAGAAGCGCAUCACGGUACAGUAAUCUUUGGCGUACGAGACAUCGG
Planococcus citri (citrus mealybug) is the source of this 5648-nucleotide messenger RNA. RefSeq names its product sex peptide receptor-like. The coding region runs from base 264 to 1304 and encodes 346 amino acids. The record is from RefSeq and is a predicted model, not a curated record. Lineage: Eukaryota; Metazoa; Arthropoda; Insecta; Hemiptera; Pseudococcidae. Gene Ontology annotation, biological process: G protein-coupled receptor signaling pathway. Gene Ontology annotation, cellular component: plasma membrane. Gene Ontology annotation, molecular function: G protein-coupled peptide receptor activity. The transcript is spliced from 2 exons.